Chelmon rostratus (copperband butterflyfish) is the source of this 2460-nucleotide messenger RNA. It is a transcript of the gene pcca, whose product is annotated as propionyl-CoA carboxylase subunit alpha. NCBI's taxonomy places the organism in Eukaryota, Metazoa, Chordata, Actinopteri, Chaetodontiformes, Chaetodontidae. Gene Ontology annotation, cellular component: mitochondrion. The record is from RefSeq and is a predicted model, not a curated record. The transcript is spliced from 25 exons. The coding region runs from base 13 to 2460 and encodes 815 amino acids. Gene Ontology annotation, molecular function: ATP binding; propionyl-CoA carboxylase activity; metal ion binding.
CAGUGUAGCAACAUGGCGGCCCACAGACUCUCUCCAUCCCUGAACAGGCUGCUCUUCACUGUAAAGUAUGCCUCAUUCCAGUCCAAUUGCUGUGCAGUGCACAGCCACGUUCAAUAUUCCACCACCUACAAUCCCAGUGAAAAGACAUUUGAUAAGAUCCUCAUCGCCAACAGAGGGGAGAUUGCUUGCAGAGUGAUCAAGACUUGUCAGAAUAUGGGCAUCCAGUCUGUAGCUGUUCACAGUGAUGUAGACUCCAACGCUGUUCAUGUAAAGAUGGCUGAUGAAGCAGUGUGUGUAGGUCCCGCACCCACCAGUAAGAGCUAUCUGAACAUGGAUGCCAUUAUGGAUGCCAUCAGAGUGACUGGAGCACAAGCUGUACAUCCUGGCUAUGGGUUUCUCUCUGAAAACAAAGAGUUUGCAAAGCGACUGGCGGCAGAGGAUGUGACAUUCAUUGGCCCAGACACCCAGGCUAUCCAGGCAAUGGGGGAUAAAAUUGAGAGCAAGCUGAUCGCUAAGGCUGCUAAGGUCAAUACUAUCCCAGGCUUCGAUGGAGUCGUCAAGAAUGCUGAGGAAGCUGUGAAGAUUGCACAGGACAUUGGCUACCCAGUGAUGAUCAAAGCAUCUGCAGGAGGAGGAGGGAAAGGAAUGAGGAUUGCUUGGAAUGAUGAGGAGACAAGGGAAGGUUUCCGGUUCUCAUCCCAGGAAGCAGCUUCCAGCUUUGGAGAUGACAGGCUGCUCAUCGAGAAGUACAUCGACAGCCCCAGACACAUAGAGAUACAGGUGCUGGCUGAUAAACAUGGUAAUGCUCUGUGGCUGAAUGAGAGGGAGUGCUCCAUCCAGAGGAGGAACCAGAAGGUUGUGGAAGAGGCUCCAAGUACUUUCCUCGACCCAGUGACACGGCAGGCGAUGGGUGAGCAGGCAGUGCAGCUGGCCAAGGCUGUAAACUACUCCUCCGCUGGCACCGUGGAGUUCCUGGUGGAUUCUAAGAAGAACUUCUACUUCUUGGAAAUGAAUACACGACUACAGGUGGAACACCCCAUUACAGAGUGUAUUACUGGUCUGGACCUGGUGGAGCAGAUGAUCAGAGUUGCCAAAGGUUAUCGUCUACAGCACAAACAAGAAGAUAUCCCAAUAAACGGCUGGGCCAUUGAGAGCCGCGUCUAUGCUGAGGAUCCUUACAAAUCUUUCGGUCUUCCCUCCAUUGGACGACUGUCUCAAUACCAAGAGCCACUCAACCUCAGCAAUGUCCGUGUAGACAGUGGCAUCCAGGAAGGAAGUGAUAUCAGCAUCUACUAUGAUCCCAUGAUCUCUAAGUUGGUUACUUAUGGAGCUACACGAGCUGAAGCCCUUGCCAGGAUGGAGGACGCACUGGAUAACUACGUUAUCAGAGGUGUGACCCACAACAUUCCCCUCUUGCGGGAAAUCAUCACCCACCCCCGCUUUAUCUCUGGUGACAUCAGCACCAACUUUCUGCCCGAGGUUUACCCCGAUGGCUUCAAGGGUCACCUGCUUGAUGUGAACACACGGAGGGAGCUGUUGGCCUCAGCAGCAGCACUCUACAUCACUGCUCAGCUCCGUUCAGAGAAGGUCCUGGGUAACCUGAGAGUGUCCUCCAUCCCUGUGGAAUGUAGCACCUGGAAGCUGUGUGCGGAGCUGGGGGAGGGAUGUCAUUCUAUGGAGGUCAUGAAAUCAGGAAAUGUUUAUACUGUGGAGGUGGAUGGAGGAAAGGUGGAAGUCAGUGGACAGUGGAACUUGGCCUCCCCACUGCUUCCACUCAGCAUCAAUGGCACACACAGGAUGCUCCAGUGUCUGCACAGAGAUGCUUCAGGAAAGAUUGUCCUGCAGUACCAGGGCACAUCGUUUAAGGUUCGUGUUCUGUCCAAGUUGGCUGCAGAGUUGAACUCCUACAUGCCAGAGAAAGUUCCAGAAGACACCAGCAGCAUCUUGCGUUCACCAAUGCCAGGCACAGUGGUGGCUGUGUCUGUCAAUCCUGGAGAUACGCCUAAGGCCAAGAAGCAACUGUCCCUUAAAGUCCCUAAAGAUGACUUGAUGACAGAGGAGACCAAAAAUAAUCUGGAUGGUCCUGAAGAUAAAGGAGAUAAAGGCUCUGCUCCAAGUUGCAGCAGCAUAAGCAGCAUAGGAUCAGGAUCAAAUUCCAAAGUGGAGUUCCUAGAAGCCAGGAUCCAAUGGCAAGAAAAAAUAAUAAAGUAUCUUGAGCAAGAGCGCAAUUUCUUGCGUGAGCAAAUCAUGGGAAAGAAGAGAUCAUCUCAACCUAAAGUAUUUACUUUGGAGGACGACAAUGAGGAUGAUGACGGCAACAUGGAUGAAGAUGAUGUCAUUCCCCCAUCUUCUUCAUCAGUGAGUCCUCGGACAGUGAUGUUGUCAUCCAAAGAAGGAAGAAACGUCGGACACAGCCACCUGCAUCUGCAACUGUGGCUGUGCCUGGAAAAGCUCAUGUAA